GAUAUCCUGCCCAAUUCCCGCCCCGUUUCCCUCCCCUGGCACCACCCCCCUGGCACGGGCCGGGCCAUGGCGGCCCCCGAGGGCACCGCGGGGACAUUCCAGGCUCUGGAAUGCGGCGGCGACGACCCGCAUUCCAUGGGAUGGGCUCCCAUUCCCGUCCUGCGCCAGGUUUUGGCCACCUGUGUUUAUCCCGAACUUUUGGACACGGACACGUUUCCCGAGGCCGUUCGGGGCCGGGCCCGCCGGAUCCUGCGGGAGAUGGACAGCGGGAAUAUCGGUGGGUACAACCACGAGCACCGAUCCCGGUGUGUUCCCGAGCGCGUGUCCCGGUUCCUGGAGCGGCGGGACGGGAUCCCCUCGGACCCCAAAAACAUCAUCCUGUGCAGCGGCACCACCUCCAUCCUGCCGGCAAAAAAAAUGAAAUAUUAA
Messenger RNA from Pseudopipra pipra, 429 nucleotides. RefSeq names its product alanine aminotransferase 2-like. The transcript is spliced from 4 exons. The record is from RefSeq and is a predicted model, not a curated record. Gene Ontology annotation, molecular function: L-alanine:2-oxoglutarate transaminase activity. Bases 67 to 429 code for a protein of 120 amino acids. NCBI's taxonomy places the organism in Eukaryota, Metazoa, Chordata, Aves, Passeriformes, Pipridae.